AUGGCUUCCUCAUUAAGAAGGAAAGAUGGAUGGUGGGAAGCUAAAGGAAGCGAUGGUAAUCAAGGGCUAGUCCCAUCAACAUAUUUAAAGGUUCCUGAAGAUAUGAAACGUUUAAUUGAUGAUUUGCUGCAAACAACGAAUAUUCAGGAAAAGAACCCUUGGAGUCAUCUGAAGUUUUCUUUAAACCAAGCUCAUAGUUUUAGCACAGCAUUAGAAGGCUUUGGAGCCUUUCCAGUUGGGUUUCGUGCUUCUAUUCUUGCUGAGUUAUCUGCUCAAGAUGAAACAUUGAAAACAGGAGACUUCAUGAUUCCAAAAUUAAAGGAUUCUGGACUUGCUUUUGAAGAAGUUAAUUGGGAUAGUUUAUCAUUAUCUGUAAUACCUGUUACUACUAUGCUUGAAAAAGUUAUUGAACUUGUUGCUAUCAGACAGGUUAUACAACAACCAUCUGGGUAUGUUGUCACUAGUCAUCAUGUACGUAUGUGCCUUCAUGACGGAAAUAAGGUUCUCAGUAAUAUUCACACAACAAAAGCAAAAUGGGAUCCAAAAGCUCCUAAAAUUUGGACAUUUAGCAUAAAGGCAUCCAAUGACUUUUCAUGUGUAAAUGAAGGGCAGAUCUUUCUCAGAAGUAAUAAAAUUUGUGCAACUUUAGGCAUAUUAUUUGAGCUGUGUAUCUCUACCAAAAAGAAGGAUUUGGAGAUAGCUGAAAUGAGUUGCGGUUGGGCUUUCAUGAGACUUUUAAAUGAUUCUGGUGUACCUGUAAAAAGCAAAACAAAAAUUUUGAAAGUUUAUGAUAGCUAUCCUUUCUCAAGCAACACAUCACCUGCAUACAAGGGAUCUAUUGUGAAAAACAAGCAACCCAGAAUGGUUGUUUCAAUAACAAGCUUAAAACGAAGCUCCAGCCGAGCAAUUGGAUAUCUUCCUUGUACAUUAAUUGGCCCUGUGAGCAUUAUUCCAAUAAUGGCUAUGUAUAGAAAAGUAAUUUCCAAUGAUUUACUGGAAAGCAUAUCUUCUGAUGAAAAAAUUGUUUCACCUUUUCUUGUAAAUUUCCCUCGGAUGCUCAAUGAACCUGAUCUUGUAGAUGUUAUGUCAAAAUUAUGGGCUGAAAGAUCUAAAGCUCAAAAAAGAAAAGAGAGCAGUAAAGAAAGUGCCUUCAAAAAUUUAUUUAUGGAAACUGUUUUCCCUCUUCUAAAUUGCUGCAACCUUCCUACAUAUUCUAUUGGAAAUUUGGAAUCAAUGAAAGAAAGAAAAUCUGAAAUUAACAGGAUAAUGCAGUUGUUCAUGCAGAAAAAUGAUUUCAUAGCAUUGUCAUCCAACAUGGAAUAUAGACCCCUGAGAAUUGAAGAUAUGUGCGCAAAACUUGUAUAAAAGAAAAUAAUUAAAUUAUCUUUAAUAUAAACAGACAGAAAAUAAUCCUCAUUUCUGCUUUUUUGGUUCAGUACAUUUCUGAUCCUGUGAUCAGGGUUGUCCUAUUAUGUCCACCCUGGAAAAAACCAUGCCAGACAAAAUGUCAUUUUCUCCACUUUUUCGGUAAACUGAAAGGUUUUAGUUAAAAGUUUUAAAAUAAUAAGUAAUUAUAUAGAUUCUUCCUAUUCAAGUAAUAUUUUAUAAAAAUAGCAUAC
Molecule: messenger RNA, 1619 nt
Organism: Uloborus diversus
Lineage: Eukaryota; Metazoa; Arthropoda; Arachnida; Araneae; Uloboridae
Product: nephrocystin-1-like
Exons: 20
Coding region: 1-1365 (454 amino acids)
Biological process (GO): protein localization involved in establishment of planar polarity
Cellular component (GO): cilium; cytoplasm
Molecular function (GO): protein binding
Source: RefSeq, a predicted model, not a curated record